This is a messenger RNA of Peromyscus leucopus (white-footed mouse), 2865 nucleotides long. RefSeq names its product CD47 molecule (gene Cd47). The record is from RefSeq and is a predicted model, not a curated record. Bases 268 to 1317 code for a protein of 349 amino acids. Gene Ontology annotation, molecular function: thrombospondin receptor activity. The transcript is spliced from 12 exons. Gene Ontology annotation, cellular component: extracellular exosome; plasma membrane. Lineage: Eukaryota; Metazoa; Chordata; Mammalia; Rodentia; Cricetidae. Gene Ontology annotation, biological process: positive regulation of inflammatory response; positive regulation of phagocytosis; positive regulation of cell-cell adhesion.
GCCUGGCGUCACGUCAACGGAGCAGAGGCGGCCAGGCGGGGCGGAGUGCGCGUGCGCGGCUCGCGGGGCGUGGGAGCGGGCUCGGGGCGGCGGUGGGCACGCGCGCGCGCGCGUCCCCGGGCAGCCUGGGCGGCCGCUGCUGCCUGUAACUGCUCGCUGCGGCGCUGCUGCUCGCUGGUCGUUUCCCUGGAAGGCAGCGGCGGCGGCGGCGGCGGCGGCGGUUGCUCCAGACACCUGCGGCGGCGGCGACCCCCCGGCGGCGCGGAGAUGUGGCCCUUGGUGGCGGCGCUGUUGCUGGGCUCCUGCUGCUGCGGUUCAGCUCAACUACUGUUUAGAGAAGUCAGAUCUGUAGAAUACACCCCGUGCAACGAGACUGUCGUCAUCCCCUGCAUCGUCCGCAAUGUGGAGACGCAAAGCACCGAAGAAAUGUACGUCAGGUGGAAGUUAAACAAAACGUACAUUUUCAUCUAUGACGGGAGCAAAAACAACUCGACUGUAGAGCCUAGCUUUGCCAGCGCGAAAAUCUCCGUCUCAGGCUUACUGAAAGGCGAUGCCUCUUUGAAAAUGAGCAAGCAUAACGCCGUCGUGGGAAACUACACGUGUGAAGUCACAGAGUUAUCCAGAGAAGGCAAAACAGUGAUAGAGUUGAAAUACCGUAUGGACGUCGACUGUUGCCAAGGAUCAGACUGUUCUAACCACACUACCCCGGCAGGGGACGAGAAGGAGAGAGGAGGUUGCAAAUUAGCAUCAUGGUUUUCUCCAAAUGAAAAGAUCCUCAUUGUUAUUUUCCCAAUUUUGGCUAUACUCCUGUUCUGGGGAAAGUUUGGUAUUUUAACACUGAAAUAUAAAUCCACUCGCACGAAUAAGAGAAUCAUUCUGCUGCUCAUCACCGGGACUGUGCUCACUAUCAUCGUCAUUGUCGGGGCCAUCCUCCUCAUCCCGGGAGAAAACCCUGUAAAGAGUGCUUCUGGACUUGGGCUCAUUGUCAUCUCUAUAGGAGUAUUAAUACCACUGCAGUACAAUGUGUUUAUGACGGCUUUUGGAAUGACCUCCUUCACUGUCCCCAUAUUGAUCACUCAAGUGCUGGGCUAUGUCCUUGCUUUGGUUGGACUGUGUCUCUGCAUCAUGGCUUGUGAACCAGUGCACGGCCCCCUUUUGAUUUCAGGUUUGGGUAUCAUAGCUUUACCAGAAUUACUUGGACUAGUUUAUAUGAAAUUUGUCGCUUCCAACCAGAGGACUAUACAACCUCCUAGGAAAGCUGUAGAGGAACCCCUUAACGCAUUUAAAGAAUCAAAAGGAAUGAUGAAUGAUGAAUAAGUGAGGGGAAGUAAUGGACUGUAACUGGAGCGUUCAAAGUGGAGGAAUACAUGUGUGUUUAAGCAUCAUGACCUUGAGGACUCAUGGCUGGCAAGAAGAAUACAAGCAACAGUAACUGAUUGUCAUCUAUGAAAGAACAUGUCAUUGACCCAUAGAUGAUUAUCCCAGUUCAGUUUAUAUUCAGAGCAGCUGUAAUUUACUUAAUAAAAGAAUUAUGACUGUGUCGUGUAACCAAUUGAAAUCCAUUUUUCUAUUGUUUCUACUCAACUAGGGGCAAAAGUAUCAGGGGCAACUUCCAAGAAUAAUGUUGGCUAGAUCCUUGAGUCUCUGGACACAGGGUUUAAAUCAGUUCUGGAUGAGACUUGCCUAGCAUUAACCUGAUGGUUACCCAGAGAUACCUGUGAAAAACAGUGGUAUCCAGCAAGCCUUAGUAAACUCAGGUUCCCAGCAGCUUUGUCAUGUAUGCUGCUAGCUGAAUAAUGUGACGGCCACUUCUGGGUCCUAGGGAUAGAGACGGAAGUAGAAACAUUCAUUUGGCCAGGCAGAUCCUGUAUGCCCCCAGUGUGUGCUAUGAUAUUGAUGGCACUAGUGUUUUCAUUCUUGGGCGUUGCCUCCAAUUCACACACACACACACACACACACACACACACACACACCCCUUUGACAUAAAGUGCACCCAGAUUUUGGAUACUUUAUUUUUUCCUUAUAGAUGUGGUUUUCUUCCUUUGCACACAACCCUUUGCCCCCUGUCCUGUCCUGCUGCCUGCAUUUACGGUACAAGAUGGAGUACCUUUUCCCCCUCUUCAAACGUGGUCCUGUGACACAGUAGUGUCCGUUGCAGAAAGGAGCCAGACUUCUUCCCAAAGCACUGUGCUCACUCAUACUCUUCAGCAAAAAAAAAAAAAAAAAAAAAAAAAGAAGGAAAAAAAUAGCUACGGUUGUAACAUAUGUAUUCCAGACCUCUGGUUUGAAGGCAAAAAUCGACAGUGUUUCUUCCCAUGUUUUCUGAUGGGAGGCAUGACAAAGCAAGACUGAAAUCUGAACUAUGCGUCUCCUGCAUGGCAACAUGUGUCUCCAUCAGGCCCUGGCCGGGCCGGGGAGGAGGUUUUACGCCUGUUGUCUCUUUGUUGCAUGAUGGACACUCAUCACCUUCCUCCUGUCUCCUGCCUCCUCCUCCUCCUCUUCCCCUAAGUUUGAAAAGGAAAACAAAAUGACCACAUCCCCUACCCGGUUAGAAGACAACCAACGUCCUGACAGUUGUGAUCGCAUGGAGUACCUUUAGAUUAUUAGCACUUGUUUUUACCUCGUUUUGUGGGCGUGUUUGUAUGUGCACAUGUAAAAGGUAGGCACAUGCAUCUUCUGUACAGACAAAAGUGAGGCAUCUACAGAAGUGCAAAUGCUAACUUUGUGCUGUUAGUAAAUACAUUUAAAAACCAAGGUCCUUAUUGGGUGGAAUUAUAUUUGAUGCAAAUAUUUGAUCACUUUAAAACUAGGUAAUGUGCCAAGCUUUUUUGACUGCUCACCAGUGCCCUCUAAAAAAAAAAAAAA